Molecule: messenger RNA, 1662 nt
Organism: Pimephales promelas (fathead minnow)
Lineage: Eukaryota; Metazoa; Chordata; Actinopteri; Cypriniformes; Leuciscidae
Source: RefSeq, a predicted model, not a curated record
CGCAAGCCUGAUCAUGGUGGACCCGACCCGACCCGUACUGCUCUGGAGAAGAGGAAUCAGGAUCUGAAGCAGAGUGAAGAGAAGGUGAAGGCCGCAACUCUGAGCUCUGCACCAAGAGAGAGAUGAUCCAGGAGCUGGACCAGGAGAAACAGGAAGCAGAAGAGAGAUACGAGCGGACUCGGCAGCAGUACAGGGAUGAUGUGGUGCAUCGUGUCCGUGAGGAGCUCAUGCAAGAGCACACGGCUCACAUCGAGCAGCUCGCCAGCCAGCAUCUGCAGCACAAACAACAGCUCCAGUCAAAGUUGGCUGAUCUCAGUCAGGAGGUGUUAGCUGUGCAGGAAUGCUACAUUUCUGUUUGCAAAGAGAAGGACAAGCUGGAGGAAAAUCUCCAAAACAAGCUUGAAGAAGAGAAGAGAUUGAAAGAAAUUGAGGUAAAGAGGCGAGAGGAGAGUGAGGCUGCUCUGGAGUCGUUGAGGUCUGAGCUGGAGUGUCAGCAUCGGGAGGACGUGUCUCAGCUCGAAGCCCAGUGGAGGACACACACACACAGGCUGAGAUUGAGCUGCAGUUGGAGAAGUCCUGGGCUCAGAGGUUACAGGAAGCUGAGGAAGAGGUCCGGAAGGCCAGGCAGUCAGAUACCCGCGAGGGAGCGCGUCAGACCGGCUCGUCUGAGUCGGCGGAGCGGCUGAUUUCAGCGGAGGACCCGGAGGUCCGGCUCAGAGCUCAGAGAGAGAGCCUGCAGCAGGAGGCCUCGUCCGCCCAGGCCAGAGCCGUGGAGGAAUCAGUACGACACGCUGAGAGAGAGCUGCAGCAGAAGCGCUCCAGGUCUUAGGUUGCGAUAUCAAGGGCUCGUUCUCGAUGGCUCCAGGACUUGCCCUCCCUCCCAGAAUACAAAAGCUGCUUGCAGACAGAGAAGGAUGAAUGGGAGCGACUACAACAGCAGCAUGUCCAGGAACAGGUAUUUGUUGUAACGGACACAUCCAUGACGGCUAAACAGUCCGGUAUCAAACCUCAAGGCUUUGAACCAGAUUCCCUGAAGUCUGCAGUGAUCUGUGGAUCUAAAGACCCUGUUACGGUUGGUCGGGUAACUCAGAAACACACACACUUUCAAGAUAGUGUUUUUAAAAGCGAUGUCAGGACCCCUAAUAUCACACUGAGAAAGCAGAGCAGGGAAAUGUUCAUGGAGGGCUUUGAGUCCGGAAGAGCAGAACCAUCAGCCGGUCGAUCAUUCCUGAUUGAAGAAGCGCCUGUUCGGGAUGAAGGACAGAGUGACUGGAGUGUAACUAGUAAUGGCUCCAACUUUAUGAACUGACGUCCUCCUAUCCUGAGCCUGGGAAGCCUUUCUCAGUCAACGGCCCGUCCUUGGGUGCUUUGGACUUUGGAAGCUCCAUCGGUGAUAACUCUGAUGUUAAGAUAUACAAAGAGAUCGUUCAAGCUCCGUCUUACUCUAAACCCAGCGUGUGUGUGGACAGAAGAACAAAUAAACACAGAGAGCCAAUCCCUGGAUCUGAGGGAGAUGGUGUCUGGAAAAUGCGUCCAAAGAGCUUAUUUUCAGAGUUGAAAGUGUGUCAGCAGGACAGUGGGUUCGACAGCCCCUUGGCACAGCUUCAGGAAUGAGAUUUUGAUUUGUUUGUGCCUGUGCAAAUGAAGAGUUCAGAUGCAAAA